Fusarium oxysporum Fo47 is the source of this 3219-nucleotide messenger RNA. RefSeq names its product Cullin. Gene Ontology annotation, cellular component: Cul3-RING ubiquitin ligase complex. The transcript has 3 exons. Gene Ontology annotation, molecular function: ubiquitin protein ligase binding. The record is from RefSeq and is a predicted model, not a curated record. Gene Ontology annotation, biological process: protein ubiquitination; ubiquitin-dependent protein catabolic process. Lineage: Eukaryota; Fungi; Ascomycota; Sordariomycetes; Hypocreales; Nectriaceae. Bases 345 to 2864 code for a protein of 839 amino acids.
CACCAACUUGAGCUUGCCAUCUCUCAAAGCGUGCCUUACCAGUGCCCCGGGGUUUCCCUCUUUUUCUUUACCUUCUUUCUACCUGGUGCCUGGAGGUUUAUCGCCUAAACUUUUUCUUUAACUUAGUCUUUGCUUGUUCCUUUGUUCAUUCGCCGAUUUCGCCAUUCACUGCGGCCCCGCCUGAGCCUGCGACUUGCAUCCAUCAUUACCCCACCAUAUUCAAGGCUCAGGAUCAACGCGGAAAACGCAUCAGAGCUCCAUUCUUCCCUAAGAAACAUAAAAACCUACGACAUCCCGAAAUUCUUUACCUGGGGCGACAUCGCCAGACUGUAUUACCAUAAAGUAUGAUCUCGGGACGUGGAGGAGCCGGCGCUCGAGGAAGGAUUCGUCCUCCUCGUCGCAUUGUGCGUCCAAAUGAAGCUGCCGAGGGUUCCGAUUUUGAGGCUUGCUGGAAGAUGCUAGAGGAAGCCCUGCGCGACAUACACAUGAAGAACUGCAGCCGACUGUCAUUCGAGGAGCUGUACCGAGCCGCGUACAAGAUGGUACUUAAGAAGAAAGGCGAAUUGCUUUAUGAUAGGGUCAAAGCUUUCGAGGAACAGUGGUUCGCAGAUCAUGUCAUUCCCAAGAUUCGAGAACUGGUCAGCAAGAGCCUGAUCAACAUUGGCGCCGAACGAACCUCGACGACGUCCGUCAAUGAGAGACGGCAGACAGGAGAGAGAUUCCUCAAAGGGCUGCGUGAUACUUGGGAAGAUCAUAACAUGUCUAUGAACAUGACCGCCGAUAUUCUCAUGUAUCUUGAUAGGGGCUACGCGCAGCUCGAAGCCCAACGAACCCCCAUUUUCGCCACCACCAUCGCGCUUUUCCGUGAUCAUAUUCUACGAUCUUCGCUGAACACGAACACAAAGAGCAAGGUGAUCGACAUCCUGAUAUCAGUGGUCCUCGACCAGAUCGAUAUGGAGCGCGAAGGAGACAUCAUCGACAGAAAUCUCAUUCGGAGCUGCAGUCGAAUGCUCAGCAGCCUCUACGAAACCGAAGAAGAGAAGGAAACCGAUAAACUGUACAUGACAGUAUUUGAACCUCGCUUCCUCGAGAACAGCAAGACAUACUAUGCCACCGAGUGUGAGAAACUACUACGCGAAUCGGAUGCCGGAGCCUGGUUGCGACACACCCAACUGCGACUGAACGAAGAAAUCGAUCGAUGCGGAACAACAAUCGAGUUAGAGACAUUACCAAAAGUCACGCAAACUAUUGAUCAAGAACUCAUAGUCAAGCAUCUGUCCGAAUUUUUGGCUCUUGAAGGGAGUGGCCUGAAAUGGAUGAUUGACAAUGACAAGAUUGACGACCUCUCGAUUCUCUACAAACUCAUCUCCAGGGUUGAUUCAAAGAAGACUGCUUUACGAGAAAUUUUGCAAAGUCGCGUGGUUGAGCUAGGCCUGGAGAUUGAGAAGGUACUGAAGAACACUGAUUUCUCGUCUGGUCAUGGCGAAGGAGACGAGGUCGGUGAAGGAGAAAAGACAAAGACCUUAAACCCCGCGGCGCAGCAGACAGCUGCUGCCAUCAAAUGGGUAGACGAUGUACUCCGUCUGAAGGACAAGUUUGAUAACCUCUGGGCUCGUUGCUUUCAAGGAGAUCUUAUCAUUCAAAGCGCAUUGACCAAGAGCUUCUCUGACUUUAUCAACAUGUUCAGCCGCAGCUCUGAGUAUGUCUCUUUGUUCAUCGACGACAACCUCAAGAGAGGCAUCAAAGGCAAGACAGAGGCAGAAGUCGAUGUUGUUCUAGAGAAAGCCAUCGUCCUGAUUCGAUACCUCCAGGAUAGAGAUCUAUUCCAGACAUACUACCAGAGACAUCUGGCAAGACGUCUCCUUCACGGAAAGUCCGAAAGCCAUGAUGUUGAAAAGCAGAUCAUUUCCCGAAUGAAACAAGAACUGGGCCAACAGUUCACCAGCAAGUUUGAAGGCAUGUUCAGAGAUCUUGUCACGUCAACAGAACUCACCAGCGGCUAUCGUGACCACAUUCGUGACCUGGGAGAUGGCAGCGGCAAAACCAUCGACCUUAACAUCAACGUUCUCACUACAAACUACUGGCCACCCGAGGUCAUGGGCCGAACUACACAGAUUGGUGAAGGAUCUCGUGUUACGUGCACGUACCCUCCUGAACUGCGACGAUUGCAGGCGAGCUUUGAGCAGUACUAUUUAACUAACCGUAAUGGACGCAAGCUCACCUGGAUUGGUACCACUGGCAGUUCAGAUGUCAAAUGUACUUUCCCGGCCAUCCCUGGAAAGUCUGGCCCGCUCUCUCGGGAGCGAAGAUAUGAGAUCAACGUACCGACCUUUGCGAUGGUUGUCUUGCUUCUCUUCAACGAUCUUGAGGAGGGCCAGUCAUUAACCUUCGAAGAGAUCCAAGCUAAGACCAACAUCUCAACUCCAGAUCUCAUGAGGACGCUGACAGCUAUUGCUGUGGCACCCAAGUCUCGCGUCUUGAUGAAGGACCCUGCCAACAAGUCCGUGAAAGUCGGCGAUAAGUUUUCUUUCAAUGCAUCUUUCCAGAGCAAGACCAUACGAAUCAAGGCACCCAUCAUUAACGCGGUGUCCAAGGUCGAAGAUAACACGGAACGAAAGAAUACCGAGGAGAAGAACAACCAAACCAGAGCUCACAUUGUUGAUGCGGCAAUUGUGCGAAUCAUGAAAUCUCGAAAGGAGCUUUCUCACUCGCAGCUCACUAGUGAAGUUCUGUCACAACUCUCCGGCCGUUUCCGCCCCGAGGUUGCCCUCAUCAAGAAGCGUAUCGAGGAUCUCAUCGCAAGAGAAUAUCUUGAGCGCCCUGAUGAGGAUGACGCGCCAACUCUAUAUCGCUAUGUAGCGUAGACUACGAAGCUCAAUCUCACGAAUCACGAAAGAAAACGAAUCGGCAUUUUCCAGUCUUGCAAGGCGUUGAAAUGAUAGGAUCCAUACACUAUUGAUAUACAUAGCGUGGUUGUACAUGGAGGCUUUUGCUUAUUGAAGGCAAGGAAGGGGAAUCGUGUGAGGAGGGUCGGACGUUUGUUGCUAAGAAGAGGACACGAGAACCCGCCAAAGAUUAAACCGGGGAUUUGAGGUCUAUAAAGACGUAUGAUUAUUUACAAGUCUUACCUGCAGCGCGAAUGGACUUGGCUUUCAGUCAGUCUUGUGUACGUGGCCAGCUGGUUUUAUUUAGAAGACAAUAAGAACUACCUGAGCAUGA